Stylonychia lemnae is the source of this 189-nucleotide messenger RNA. Lineage: Eukaryota; Ciliophora; Spirotrichea; Sporadotrichida; Oxytrichidae. The record is from the annotation of a GenBank genome assembly.
AUGGGGAAUAUGAAUAAAACUUUGUACUUAUAUGCGAGAAGGAGAAUGUAAAAAUCAAAUAAAUUAAAGAGGGACCAGUAUUUGCUGAUUAAAUGCCAAGCAAAAAUUGAGGAUAUCUUUGAGAAAUACAAAUGGGAGCAAGAGAACAUUUUAGUUGUUUGUUAUGCUUUUGAAAAUAUAUUUGGAUGA